AUGCCGUCAGCCUUGGCCAUCUUCACUUGUCGCCCGAACUCACACCCGUUUCAGGAGCGUCAUGUCUACCUGGACGAGCCUAUUAAAAUCGGCCGCUCGGUGGCCCGCUGUCGACCAGCGCAGAAUAAUGCUACCUUUGAUUGCAAAGUGCUGUCAAGGAACCAUGCUCUCGUCUGGUUUGAUCACAAGACGGGCAAGUUUUAUCUCCAAGACACUAAAAGUAGUAAUGGUACCUUUAUAAAUAGUCAGAGAUUGAGUCGAGGCUCUGAAGAAAGUCCACCAUGUGAAAUCCUUUCCGGUGACAUUAUCCAGUUUGGGGUAGAUGUGACGGAGAACACACGGAAAGGUACGGUUACCCAUGGGUGUAUUGUUUCCACAAUAAAACUUUUUCUACCAGAUGGUAUGGAAGCCCGGCUCCGCUCAGAUGUCAUCCAUGCUCCAUUACCAAGUCCUGUUGACAAAGUUGCUGCUAACACUCCAAGUAUGUACUCUCAGGAACUAUUCCAGCUUUCUCAGUAUCUUCAGGAGGCCUUACAUCGGGAACAGAUGUUGGAACAGAAGUUAGCCACGCUUCAGCGGCUACUAGCCAUCACCCAAGAGGCUUCAGAUACCAGUUGGCAGGCUUUAAUAGAUGAAGAUAGACUCUUAUCACGGUUAGAGGUUAUGGGAAACCAAUUACAGGCUUGCUCCAAAAAUCAAACAGAAGAUAGUUUACGGAAGGAACUUAUAGCAUUACAGGAGGAUAAACACAACUAUGAGACGACAGCCAAAGAGUCCCUGAGGCGGGUUCUUCAGGAGAAAAUUGAAGUGGUUAGAAAACUUUCAGAAGUUGAGCGAAGUCUGAGUAAUACUGAAGAUGAAUGUACCCACCUGAAAGAAAUGAAUGAACGGACUCAGGAAGAAUUAAGAGAAUUAGCCAAUAAAUAUAAUGGAGCAGUUAAUGAGAUUAAAGAUUUAUCUGAUAAAUUAAAGGUAGCAGAGGGAAAACAAGAGGAAAUCCAACAGAAGGGACAAGCUGAGAAAAAAGAAUUACAACAUAAAAUAGAUGAAAUGGAAGAAAAAGAACAGGAGCUCCAGGCAAAAAUAGAAGCUUUGCAAGCUGAUAAUGACUUCACCAAUGAAAGGCUAACAGCUUUACAAGUACGGUUAGAACAUCUUCAAGAGAAAACUCUUAAAGAAUGCAGCAGCUUAGGGACACAAGUUGAUGACUUCUUACCUAAAAUAAAUGGGAGCACAGAAAAAGAGCACUUGCUUUCAAAGAGUGGCGGGGACUGCACUUUUAUUCAUCAAUUCAUAGAAUGCCAGAAGAAGCUGAUCGUCGAGGGGCAUCUGACCAAAGUGGUAGAAGAAACAAAGCUUUCAAAAGAGAACCAGGCAAGAGCAAAGGAAUCUGAUUUAUCAGAUACUCUGAGUCCAAGCAAGGAGAAAAGUAGUGACGACACUACAGACGCCCAAAUGGAUGAGCAAGACCUAAAUGAACCCUUUGCUAAAGUGUCCCUAUUAAAAGAUGACUUGCAGGGUGCACAGUCAGAAACUGAGGCAAAACAAGAAAUUCAGCAUCUUCGGAAGGAAUUGAUUGAAGCCCAGGAACUAGCUAGAGCAAGUAAACAAAAAUGCUUUGAACUUCAAGCUCUUUUGGAAGAAGAAAGAAAAGCCUAUCGAAAUCAAGUUGAGGAAUCCAGUAAACAAAUACAGGUUCUUCAAGCCCAACUGCAGAGGUUACACAUCAAUAUUGAGAACCUCCGGGAGGAGAAGGACAGUGAAAUCACAAGCACUCGAGAUGAAUUGCUUAGUGCCCGAGAUGAAAUUUUACUCCUUCAUCAAGCAGCAGAAAAGGCUGCCUCUGAGCGGGACACUGACAUUGCUUCUCUACAAGAAGAGCUUAAGAAAGUGCGAGCUGAGCUUGAGCGGUGGCGGAAAGCAGCAUCUGAAUAUGAGAAAGAAAUCAUGAGUUUGCAAAAUACUUUUCAGCUUCGAUGUCAGCAAUGUGAGGACCAGCAGAGAGAAGAAGCAACGAGGCUACAAGGUGAACUAGAGAAGUUGAGAAAGGAAUGGAAUGUAUUGGAAGCCGAAUGCCGUUCUCUAAAAAAGGAAAAUGUUUUGCUAUCAUCAGAAUUGCAGCGGCAAGAAAAAGAAUUGCACAAUUCUCAGAAGCAGAGUUUAGAGCUUACCAGUGAUCUCAGCAUCCUGCAGAUGACUAGGAAAGAGCUUGAGAAUCAAGUGGGAUCCUUGAAAGAACAGCAUCUUCGGGAUUCAGCUGAUUUAAAAACUCUUCUCAGUAAGGCUGAAAACCAAGCGAAGGAUGUACAGAAAGAGUAUGAAAAGACACAGACUGUACUCUCAGAACUGAAGUUGAAGUUUGAAAUGACUGAGCAGGAAAAACAAUCAAUCACAGAUGAGCUCAAACAAUGUAAAGACAACCUGAAGCUGCUCCGAGAGAAAGGAAAUAAUCCUUCCAUAUUACAACCCGUCCCAGCCGUAUUCAUCGGCCUAUUCCUGGCUUUCCUGUUUUGGUGUUUCGGUCCAUUGUGGUAGAGAAAGAAACCCUGGCCCUGGAUGCCCAUGUUGGCUGCCCUGGUUGCGGUGACAGCCAUCGUGCUGUACGUGCCAGGUCUGGCCAGAGCUUCUCCAUGAGAGCGUUUCUUGAGUCCGUACACCGUCCUCCCUCUAGAAGCUGGCACCACACUCAUGCUGGGGACAAACAGAACCAUUUUCUUCCUUUUUACCUCUUAAAACAGCAGAAGUGCAAGAAUACAGCUGUAGGGUCUUUGCUUUAAAUUAUAUAAAAUGUAUCUGUCUAUAAAGAGGAUAUAAAAUUGUGACUUUAUUCUACUGUAAGCAAUAAUUUGCUUGCAAUUUUUCAUGUAAUUUUUAAAUUAGUAUGUUGAAAUUCUGAAUAUUAUGGUGGCCUAAAGUAGGCUUCUUGGUACACCAAAUUAUUUAUAACAUUAAAUUUAUGGGUAUUUUACUCUGAA
Molecule: messenger RNA, 2975 nt
Organism: Mesoplodon densirostris (Blainville's beaked whale)
Lineage: Eukaryota; Metazoa; Chordata; Mammalia; Artiodactyla; Ziphiidae
Gene: SLMAP
Product: sarcolemma associated protein
Exons: 24
Coding region: 1-2535 (844 amino acids)
Biological process (GO): regulation of voltage-gated sodium channel activity; protein localization to plasma membrane; regulation of membrane depolarization during cardiac muscle cell action potential
Molecular function (GO): protein binding
Source: RefSeq, a predicted model, not a curated record